Messenger RNA from Theobroma umbraticum, 2059 nucleotides. RefSeq names its product AFG1-like ATPase family protein. Gene Ontology annotation, cellular component: mitochondrion; cytoplasm. Lineage: Eukaryota; Viridiplantae; Streptophyta; Magnoliopsida; Malvales; Malvaceae. Gene Ontology annotation, molecular function: ATP hydrolysis activity; ATP binding. The record is from RefSeq and is a predicted model, not a curated record.
GAAAUUUCUCUCAAACUUCCCACCAAUUCGGAAAGACAAUACCACUAUCAGGAAAAAGAAAAGGAAAGAAAAUGAGAAGAAUUUUAUCAAUAUCUUCGCUUCUGAAUCAGGGGAUUGUCCAACGAAGAGUUUCAAAUAAGUAUCUCAUCCUUGCAAUUCGUCCAUAUUCAGAGGAUCUUUCUUCCCCAAAACCUCCAGGACCUCUAUCGCAUUUCUGCAACUUGGUGGAGCAAGGGAGGCUGCAGCAUGAUCCUUACCAAGAAAGGGUUGCUUUGGCAUUGGAAAAUUUGCUUGGGAGGUUGGAACAGUAUGAAAAAGAUAUGGAGGAAUAUCAUAUUAAGCUAGCUGAGUGGGAGAAACACAGGGAGAAUGAGCGGCGGAGGCUUUUGAUGGAGGAAGCUGAGCUCAAGCAGCGUGGGGGCCUUUGGACAUCAGUUAAAAGUCGUAGGAGUAAACUUUUAGAAAGAUGGGCAUUCCGGAGAAAAUCUGAAGAUAUAGAACCUGGAGUAGGUAAGUGGGUUUCAUACCUCAAUCGUGAGAAGAAGUUGGAUUCACUUGUUGGUCGUCGUCCUACAGCUCCUGCAGCCCCAAAAGGACUGUAUAUAUAUGGGAAUGUUGGAAGUGGGAAGACAAUGCUUAUGGAUAUGUUUUAUGGUGCCACUGAUGGAAUAGUUAAACAUCGUCGAAGGUUCCAUUUUCAUGAGGCGAUGCUUAAAAUAAAUGAAGAUAUGCAUAAGUUGUGGAAAAAUCAAGUUGAGGAAAAGUCUUUGCAGUCAAGCAUAUCUUCUUGGAUUAUGAAUCUUCCCUUUGAUAUGAAAGCCAAGGAGUGGCUAGCUGAUGAAGAAAAGUAUAAACAAGAGGUUCAGAUGAAAAACAUUCUUCUUGCAGUAGCAGAUAAGUUUCUUGUUGACAGGCAAGCAGAAGAAAGAGGAGCUAGCAUUCUUUGCUUUGACGAGAUACAGACUGUUGAUGUAUUUGCUAUUGUGGCCUUAUCUGGAAUUCUAAGCAGAUUACUUAGUACUGGAACUGUUCUUGUUGCCACCAGUAAUCGAGCACCAAAGGAAUUAAAUCAGGAUGGCAUGCAGCGAGAGAUCUUCCUAAACUUCAUAGAUAAGUUGGAAGAACAUUGUGAGAUCAUUUUGGUUGGAGGCGAGAUUGAUUAUCGCCGACUAAUAGCACAGAGGCCUAUAGACAGGGUUCAUUAUUUUUGGCCUCUAGAUGGUACUACUUCAGAGGAAUUUGAGAAAAUAUGGUGUCAGGUUAUAAAACAGGCUGGAGGAACAGUCACAUCUAAUACUGUUCCAGUGAUGUUUGGAAGGAAAUUGGAGGUUCCUGAGAGCUGUAAUGGAGUAGCACGGUUCACAUUUGAGUAUCUAUGUGGUCGGCCGGUAGGUGCUGCAGAUUAUAUUGCAGUUGCAAAAAACCAUCAUACAGUCUUCAUCUCUGAUAUUCCUGUUAUGAGUAUGCGAAUCCGUGACAAGGCACGUAGGUUUAUUACCCUCAUUGAUGAGCUAUACAACCAUCAUUGCCGCCUAUUUUGUUCAGCUGCUUCUUCUAUUGAUGACUUAUUUCAAGGAACCGAAGAGGGUACACUUUUUGAUCUGGAAAGUUUCCAGUUCGAAACAGAGACGGAGGGUGCAAAACUUCGCCGGGAUGUUUUGGCAGAAGGAAGUGUGAGUUCAGGUGGUGCACCAGCAGGUAUAACAUCCAUGCUAUCUGGUCAAGAAGAGAUGUUUGCCUUCCGCCGAGCUGUAUCUCGCUUGAUCGAAAUGCAGACACCUUUAUACCUUGAAGGAGUUUGUUUCCUUCAUCCUUACUUCCAGAGGGAGCUCCGAAAUUUCAGAAAUUAUAGUGCAAGCACCAUUCAACACCAGGCAUCCUCAUGAGCAGUAGGUUUAUAGUACUUGAUGGCCGCUACCUAUAAUUUUCGUAUUUGUGAUAAUAAUGUGUAAAAUUUUUCAGAUAACCUGUUGGACUUGAAUUCAUUUAUUACUUCUCUUCAAGAGAAUUACUGACACUAUGGAAUAAGAUUAUAUUAAUAGCAUGUUUAUUGUUACCA